UGUGGUCAGAGGAGCUUCAGUGUAGAGGAAACAAAUCUCAGACUCACUUCUGUCCAAAAUCAUCUUCACUCAAACACAACUGCUCCCAUGAUAAUGAUGUGGGACUGGUGUGUUCUGGCAGUGUGAGGUUGGUAGAUGGUGACAGUCGCUGUGCUGGGAGAGUGGAGGUUCUUUAUAGAGGACAGUGGGGAUCAGUGUGUGGUAAUAACUGGGAUAUGAGAGAUGCUGCAGUGGUGUGUAGAGAGCUGGGCUGUGGAGAAGCUGUAGAUACAUAUCAUGAGUCUUACUUUGGAUCAGCAUCAGGACCAAUCUGGAUGGAUAAUGUGCACUGCAGUGGCUCUGAGUCUACACUGAGGAACUGUGAAUCAGCAGGAUGGGGUAAACAUAACUGUGAUCAAUCUAAAGAUGCUGGAGUCAUCUGUUCAGGGGUCAGAUUGGUGGGCAGAUCUCGCUGCUCUGGGAGAGUGGAGGUUCUUCAUGGAGAGAGCUGGGUCACAGUGUGUGAUGCUGACUUUGACCAGCAGGAUGCAGAGGUUGUGUGUCGAGAGCUGGGCUGUGGUUCUCCUGUGGAGGUUCUGGGAGCAGCUGCUUUUGGUAGAGGGGAGGGUCAGGUGUGGUCAGAGGAGCUUCAGUGUAGAAGAAACGAAUCUCAGAUUCACUUCUGUCCAAAAUCAUCUUCACUCAAACACAACUGCUCCCUUGAUGAUGAUGUGGGACUGGUGUGUUCUGAAAGUGUGAGGUUGGUGGAUGGUGACAGUCGCUGUGCUGGGAGAGUGGAGGUUCUUCAUAAAGGACAGUGGGGAACAGUGUGUGAUAAUAACUGGGAUAUGAUAGAUGCUGCAGUGGUGUGUAGAGAGCUGGGCUGUGGAGAGACUGUAGAUGCACUUAGUGGUGCUUACUUUGGAUCAGGAUCAGGACCUAUCUGGAUGGAUAAUGUGGAGUGUAGAGAAUCAGAAUCCAUACUAAAGAACUGUAAAUCAGCAGGAUGGGGUAAACAUAACUGUAAUCAUCCUAAAGAUGCUGGAGUCAUCUGUUCAAGAGUCAGGCUGGUUGGAGGUUCUCACUGCUCUGGGAGAGUGGAGGUUCUUCAUGGAGAGAGCUGGGUCACAGUGUGUGAUUCUGACUUUAACCAGCAGGGUGCAGAGGUUGUGUGUCGAGAGCUGGGCUGUGGUUCUCCUGUGGAGGUUCUGGGAGCAGCUGCUUUUGGUAGAGGGGAGGGUCAGGUGUGGUCAGAGGAGCUUCAGUGUAGAGGCAACGAAUCUCAGAUUCACUUCUGUCCAAAAUCAUCUUCACUCAAACACAACUGCUCCCAUGAUAAUGAUGUGGGACUGGCAUGUUCUGGUGACAAGCGAAGACUUGUUGGUGGUCCUCACGCAUCCUCUGGGAGAGUAGAGAAGCUUCAUCGGAAUUCUUGGCUUCCAGUGUGUGAUGCUGACUUUAACCAGCAGGAUGCAGAGGUUGUGUGCAGCUGGGAGCUGGGCUGUGGUUCUCCUGUGGAGGUUCUGGGAGCAGCAGCUUUUGGUAGAGCAGAGGGUCAGAUGUGGUCAGAGGAGCUUCAGUGUAGAGGCAACGAAUCUCAUAUGUACCUCUGCCAGACAUCUCCUUCCUUGAAACCCAACUGCUCUCACAACAAGGAUGUGGGACUAAGAUGCUCUGGUCAUACUCAGGCUCGGCUGAUGAACGGCUCAGAUUCCUGUUCUGGUCGAGUGGAGCUCCAGUACCUCAGUGAGUGGGGUACAGUGUGUGAUGUAAGCUGGGAUAUGAAAGCUGCCAGUGUCCUCUGUGCUCAGCUGAAGUGUGGGAGUUCUGUGGCUGUGUUGGGGUCAGACUGGUUUGGGGAGGGGAGUGGCCGGAUCUGGGCGGAUGUGUUUGAUUGUCAGGGGAACGAAACACACCUGUUAAAAUGUCCCAUUUCAUCAUGGAGUCGAACUGCAUGCUCUCAUAAACAGGAUGUUGGACUCAUCUGCAGUGGUUCUUCUCUGGCGUCUCAUGAGGGAGGAGUGCGGUUGUCUGGAGGGAUGGAGUGUGAGGGGGAGGUAGAGGUUUUCUUCAGGCAGGACUGGAGGAGAGUUCUGCUGGACUCCUGGAGUGAGUCUGAGGCCUCUGUGGUCUGCAGACAGCUGGGCUGUGGUUCUGUACUCAACACCUCCAGCUCCUCUUCAUCCAGUCCUGAACACAGCUACAUGUGUGUGACGGGUUUCAACUGCUCUGGGAGUGAAGCUCAUCUGAGGAACUGCAGCAGCAGCUCACAAGCAGUUAACUGCAGCUCCACAGUACAGCUCUACAUCACCUGCUCUGGUACAUCUAACACAGUCCACAGCUUCAUCAGGCUGGUUGGUUCUUGGGGAGACUGUGCUGGAAGGCUGGAGGUUUUCCACAGUGGAUCAUGGGGGACAGUGAGUGAUGAAUUGUGGGAUAUUGAGGAUGCGCAGGUGGUCUGCAGACAGCUGCAGUGUGGAGUCGCCCUCAGUGCUCCAGUACCAGUACCAGCCCGGUUUGGAUCUGGAACUGGACCCAUUUGGCUGAAUGAGGUGGAGUGUGAGGGGAACGAGGCGUCUCUGUGGAACUGCAGAUAUCAGCUGUGUGGAGAGGAUGAAUGUGGACACAAGGAUGAUGUAGGAGUCGUGUGCUCAGAGUAUAAAGAGAUCAGACUGACUGAGGGCUGUGAGGGGAAUCUGGAGGUGUACUAUAAUGGAACCUGGGGGAAUGUGUGUGUAAAUGGGAUGACUGAUGAAACGGCAAAAUUGAUCUGUCGAGAGCUGAACUGUGGAAGAACUGGCAGUGAGUCUUGGUCUAAAGCAAGAGUGGAAUCAGCUCCUAACUGGCUGGAUAAUGUAAAAUGUAGGAAACAUGACUCCACUCUGUGGCACUGUCCAUCUUCUUCCUGGGGGGAGAACAGGUGUGAUAAUCGCAAUGAGGUUGCUUGCAUUACCUGCUCAGAGAAUGGAAAUACACUAGAUUUGACAAAUUGGCUGUGUGAUUCAUCUCCUCAUGAGAGACCGUGCUCAAAGCACAUUCCUCUGAGGCUGAGGGGAGGAGUAGGAAGCUGUUCUGGAUGGCUGCAGGUGUAUCAUAAUAAAACAUGGGGGUCUGUAUGUGGUGACCUCUGGGACAUCAGGGAUGCUCAGGUGGUCUGCAGGCAGCUGGGUUGUGGGCCGGCGCUGAGUGCUAAUAGAAGAGCUGCUGAUGGUUCUGGUGGAGGAACUAUCUGGAUGAACAGAGUGAAGUGUAGAGGGAAUGAGAUUCACCUGUGGGACUGUCCUCAUUCCCUGAAGAACCACACUGACGGCUCCCACAGUGCUGGAGUCACUUGUGGAGAUUCUCAACCACAGACAAGAAGAAUCAUACUUCCACAAACUCCUCCACCAGCUGUUCCCUCCAUCUAUCCAGUGUCUCUCCUGGUUCUGGGAUCUGUGCUCUUCCUGGCCUUAGUGCUUCUGGUUGUGCUGUUUUAUCAGAACAGAGUGCUCAGGAGAGUGAUCUCUAAGAGGAGGAAGACUUCAGCUGAGCCUGUCUAUGAGGAGAUUGACACCAGGCUCAUCCCUAAAAGAAUUACUGUCUCAACUGAAAGUAAAGCAGAUAAUGAGGAAAUGCAGUUAAGUUAUGAUGUCAUUUUUGCUGGACAAACACCUGACAGUGCAGCAGAGGAAGAACAAGAUAAUUACGAUGAUGUUAUUGUGGAACAAAACUCAAACAUUGUGAUGGAAAACAUGCUGGAGAUCUAUGAUGAUGUCAUGGAGGUCACUGCUGGACACAUUGCGGCAGCCUCCUUCUGCUGAUCUUCCUCUUUCGGGUGGGGAUGGAGACGGUGGAGUGGCAAGUGCUGCUUGAGCUCCAGGACACUGAAGAUGCUGGGUCUUCGGAGACUGGGCCUGAAUUUACAGAAGAGAAAGAUCUGUAGAUUUACUUUCACAUAGUUACUGUAGUCCUGUAAUAGUUUAUCCAAAUAAGAAGAUCUACAGUUCUCCAUAGUUCAUACAUUUGUCUCAUUAACAUACACUGCUUUUAGCUUGUAUGGGAUCCUGGGCAAACCCCUGAUUCAGCACUUCUCUCAUACCAUUUUAUACACUGCCUGUAAUUAAUGUACUAAACUAGAAAUGUCAAAAAAGUAACCAAAUAAAUAACUUUACUGCAGGAUACACACUAUCAUGAUGAAAUAAUAGAAUUAGUAAAACAACUAUUUUUUUUAAACAAGCAAGCCUGGAUGAAAAUGUUCAGAACAGAGAAUUAAGAAUGACAAGUAUUUAAAAUUAAGUACAGAUACAGUCCAGCAUUCAUUCUGACAGGUGAAUUUAAUUUAGUUUUAGUCUUUUGACUAAAACGUAUAAUAGUUUGUCACACUUUAGUCAUUUAGUCAACAAAACAUUUUAGCCUAGUCUAGUCAAAUAAAAAGUAUGUAUUACAUUUAUGGUUUUACUGUUUUAGAUGUGUAUUAUUUAUUGCUAAUAUUUAUUAAAACACCAGCUUUUAAGUUUUGUUUCAUUUAAAUUAAGCACAAGCUAUUUAAAACAAGGUGUAUGUAUGGACAUAUUGAAAAUUUAAAGAACAACUCCCAGGUUCAGAUGAUGCAAAAAUGAAAGACAACCAAAACUGAGAUAAAAUGGCAAUACUGCUAAUUUCAUUUUAACAGUUUCUCAACUAGAAUCUCUCCUUUACUCACAGCUAAAUUGGUGUACUCUCAUUAUAUAUAUGUAUAUGAUAUAUGUGUGUGUGUGUGUGUAUAAUAAAAUAGCAUUUUAAAAUCUAAGAACUUGCUGACAAAUAUGAUUCAUCUUUAUUCUGAAGUGCUCAGAAUAGCAGAGGACUGACAGCUUAGGUACCAUACUAAUGCAUACAUAACUACAUGGGUAGUUAGUUAUCUAUAUUGUAAUAAGUUGUUCACAGUCAUUACAUUGCAAAAAACUAAAUCUUAGCAAGUGAAAUUAUCUAAAUUUAAGGCAAUAAAUCUUAUUUUCUUCUCUGAUAAGACUUUUUGUCUUACUAAGCAUGGUGUAAGUGUUAGAUUAUUUUGCUUAUUUUAGGGAUAAUUAUCUUAAUCAUUCUUACUUAGAAUUUGUACCUUAUUUUAAGUAAUUUGAACUCAAAAUAAGCACAAUUAAGCAGCAAUCAAGCUAUUCUGAUUCUUGUGUCCAUAAACAGUGACUUUUUUGCUUGAUUUAGGUGUUAAUUCACUCAUUUUGAGACUUUGCCAUUGCUUUUUUGUAAGAAAUCUUACUAAGAAAAUUUUGCUUACCCGAUUGGCAGAUUUGUUUUGCUUAAUACAUAUAUUUGUCUUAAUUUGCAUAUAUUUUAUGUCUAGUUUUUUUUUUUUUUUUUUUUUUUUUGCAGUGUAGUGUAAACUGCACUGUGAAGUUUUAAAUUAAGGGAUGAAAUUAGUCCCCCUGUGUUAAAAAAAAGCUUCUUUUACCCGGUGAAAAUAGUCACACUUCCAUUACAUUAUGCUAACAUUACUUUGUUUUAAAGCAAUUGACCUAUAAAGAUAGUGAGCCAAAUUUAGGUCGAGCCAAGUUUAUGAAACUACACACUUUUACUGCAGUACAGAUUUACACUCUCUACUAAAUAAUCCAUCUCAAAAGCAGAAAAAACGUACUUUAUACUGGGAGGCUAUAUCGUUAAAUAUAGGGAGUAUAGGGAAUGUUUUCUUCUGAUUUUGAGCUGGACUUUUUAGCAGGGUCAACAUUACUGGCUUUCAGGAGCCUAAUCUUUAAAUUCUUAACAAUUAGCUAUAUUGUAGCGAAGCUGCUUUUAUAUUCUGUUCACUGUGAAUUCACUGUUCUGUUCUGUGCUGGGCUUGUGAUUGGGGUAGGGGGAGGGGCAGAGCAGGAAAGCGCGUGCGUGUGAAGGGAGAGAGAGAGAGAGAGAGAGAAGAGCUGCCCGUGAGUGUGUGCUGAGAGUGAGAGCUAGAGUUAACCAGUUAGCACUAGCUUUUUGUUAUUUUUCGUAGUGAUGGGCAUAACAGCUCUUUUAGAUGAACUGAACCAUUAGAAUAAGUUCACUAAAAAGAUGGGAGACGGAAAGGUCUCCCGUUUUUUUUACAAGUGUUGUAAAAAUAUAUAUAAAU
Messenger RNA from Astyanax mexicanus (Mexican tetra), 6061 nucleotides. Its product is annotated as deleted in malignant brain tumors 1 protein-like. Gene Ontology annotation, cellular component: membrane. The record is from RefSeq and is a predicted model, not a curated record. NCBI's taxonomy places the organism in Eukaryota, Metazoa, Chordata, Actinopteri, Characiformes, Acestrorhamphidae. The transcript has 18 exons. Bases 216 to 3779 code for a protein of 1187 amino acids.